Amorphotheca resinae ATCC 22711 is the source of this 750-nucleotide messenger RNA. RefSeq lists its product as hypothetical. NCBI's taxonomy places the organism in Eukaryota, Fungi, Ascomycota, Leotiomycetes, Helotiales, Amorphothecaceae. The record is from RefSeq and is a predicted model, not a curated record. Bases 1 to 750 code for a protein of 249 amino acids. The transcript is spliced from 5 exons.
AUGGCAGCAGCAGCGAAUAAUUUCUAUAGCAUAGUUGCUGGGGUGGGCGCUGGUACUGGCCGUUCUGUAGCCAUCAAAUUCUCACAAACCUACCCCGUGGUCCUUCUGGCACGCAGCGCCUCCAAUUACGAACCCAUCGUCAAAGAGAUCAACGACGCCGGCGGGAAAGCUAUCGGGAUCUCGACUGAUAUUUCGUCGCCCACGUCAGUCAAAGAUGCGUUUGCGAAGAUAGGGGAGGAGUUCAAGGGGAAGAAAUUGGCGGCUGCGAUUUUCAAUGUGGGGGGAACGUUUAUCAGGAAGCCGUUUUUGGAGAUGAGUCUUGAGGAGUAUGAGGUGGGGUUUGCGGCCAAUGGAAAAGGCUUUUACCUCUUCUCCCAAGCCACGCUUCCUCUCCUUCUUGAAUCCGUCCCUACCUCACCAUACCCACCCUCCUUGAUCAUAACCGGCGCCACGGCUUCGGUACGUGGCUCAGCAACCAUGUCCUCGUUCGCCAGUGGGAAGUUUGCACUUAGAGCUACGGGACAGAGUCUGGCGAGGGAGUUUGGACCAAAGGGCAUUCAUGUCGCGCAUGUUAUUGUGGAUGGGGUUAUUGAUAUUCCGAGGACGAGGGAGUGGACGGUUAAUGGGGGUGUCCCGGAUGGGAAGAUUAAUAGCGAUGCUAUUGCAGACACAUAUUGGCAUCUGCACACACAGCCACGAUCACAUUUCACCCAGGAGCUGGAUUGCAGACCUUACGUCGAGAAGUUCUAG